Molecule: messenger RNA, 469 nt
Organism: Closterium sp. NIES-65
Lineage: Eukaryota; Viridiplantae; Streptophyta; Zygnematophyceae; Desmidiales; Closteriaceae
Source: the annotation of a GenBank genome assembly
UAAGUUUCAUCAGGCAACCGUGGAAAACGUGUUUCACUCCUUGUUCUCGGACAACGCAAUCUCCUUUCUGGAGCGUUUUCACACCUCGCAAGGAGACAAGAGUUUUUAUUGCUCGAGAUGGUCUAUGGAAGAAGGCUCUACCACCAGGACUCGGUGCAUGUCAUUCGAACACCCAAUUGACUAUUUUUUUGGACCGAAGUCGACAAAUUGUGAGGUCGUUCAGCAUCUUCAGCAGGAAGGCGAUGGCAGUUUCAGUAUUGUUGCAUUGCAGUGCAUGCCAAAGCUUCCAUUAGGAGACUACUUCUCAGUUAAGAUGCUGUGGGAAGUUCAGGCCUGCGAUCACGGUGCAUCAUCCCUGGUCAAGCUGUCUCAGUUAACAUUAUUUUCGAAAAAGACAGUGCUUAGACCUGCAAUCGAGCAAGGAGCAAUUCAAGCAAGCAUUCAGUCAUUCGCGCUCUGGUCUGAAAAG